Molecule: messenger RNA, 3982 nt
Organism: Chroicocephalus ridibundus (black-headed gull)
Lineage: Eukaryota; Metazoa; Chordata; Aves; Charadriiformes; Laridae
Gene: SGCB
Product: sarcoglycan beta
Exons: 6
Coding region: 1-1341 (446 amino acids)
Biological process (GO): muscle organ development
Cellular component (GO): sarcolemma; sarcoglycan complex
Source: RefSeq, a predicted model, not a curated record
AUGGCCGGCUGUCCUCUCGCUCCCGGGUUUGGGCUGGGCUGGGCUGCGUCGCGUCUCCGUUUCCCCCCGGGAGCCCUCCGCGGGCCGGCGGCGCGGGGUGGAGCUGGUACCGCCGGCCCGAGGCCCGCUACUCUUUGGGCGGCGCCGCGUUCCCGCCGCCUUUAUAAUCGCGAUGGUAACGUGGGCCGGGCCCGGCGCGGCGGCGGGUGCCACGGCGACGCGGGGAGGGCGCGCCUCGGUUGUAGCAACGGGGCGACAGCCCCACGUUCGCCUGGUAACGCGUCUCCGAACUGGCGGGACAGACCCGCCUCACGGAGCGGCGCCGGGCUCGCCCCUCACCGCCCCGCCAGGGGGUGCCCUCCCACCCCUCCAAGGCGGCGGCGGAGGGAGAAGAUGGCGGCGGCCGCCUCCGAGCAGCAAAGUUCCAAUGGCCCGGUGAAGAAGUCUAUGCGAGAGAAGGCUGUGGAACGCAGGAAUGUUAAUAAAGAGCACAACAGUAACUUUAAAGCGGGAUACAUCCCAAUUGAUGAAGACCGUCUCCAUAAGACAGGCUUACGUGGCAGGAAAGGCAACUUGGCCAUUUGUGUGAUUGUUCUUCUUUUUAUUUUGGCUGUCAUCAAUCUUAUUAUUACACUAGUUAUCUGGGCAGUGAUUCGAAUCGGUCCCAAUGGCUGUGACAGUAUGGAGUUCCAUGAGAGUGGCUUGUUGCGGUUUAAGCAGGUUUCUGACAUGGGCGUUAUACAUCCAUUAUAUAAAAGCACUGUAGGAGGCAGACGGAAUGAAGAUUUGGUGAUCACUGGAAAUAAUCAGCCUAUUGUAUUUCAGCAAGGAACAACCAAGCUUAGCGUUGAAAAAGACAAAACUUCUAUUACCAGCGAUAUUGGCAUGGAAUUUGUCGACCCACGGACACAAAAUACCUUGUUCAGCACAGACUACGAAACUCAUGAGUUUCAUCUGCCAAAUGGAGUUAAAAUCUUGAAUGUACAAAAGGCCUCUACAGAGAGGAUUACCAGCAAUGCAACCAGUGAUCUAAACAUAAAGGUUGAUGGCCGUGCUAUUGUCCGUGGAAACGAAGGUGUGUUCAUCACAGGGAAGACCAUUGAGUUUCGAAUGGGGGGUAACAUGGAACUUAGAGCAGAAAACAGCAUUAUCCUGAAUGGAACUGUGAUGGUCAGCCCAUCGCGACUGCCAAGUUCUUCUUACGGGGAACAGUUCAAUAACGGCAACUGGCUGCGUUUCAAGCUCUGUAUGUGCGCGGAUGGGACGCUGUUCAAGGUUCAGGUGACAGGUCAUAACAUGGGUUGUCAGACUUCUGUCAAUCCGUGCGGAGCCACGCACUAAAACACCAGCCACUACCAGGAGAGUUCUCUUUUGUGUUUACAUAUGUUUGUAUGAAGUAAUUGCAUGCUUCCAAGGAUUUCUGUUUUUACAGCAGUUUAUACUAACAUUUAUUACAUAAUAUUUUUAAGCAAAGGCUGUUACGUUCAACAGUAUUAUGUCAUCAUCCUGCCAUAAUAGUGGCACUGAUUUAGCACACUGUCAGUCUACACGCCUACUGAAGUACCUUCCUCAGUCGGGAUCAGUAGAGUAUAUUUAAAGAAUGUGAUCUUAGCAACAAUCCUGACUGCCUUCAGUUGCCUUUAGAGGAGGUUUUUGGUUUUUCUCCUACAUCCCAAGACCUUGAGGGCUGCUGAGAACACAACUGCGAUGUGAAGUACUUCAACAGGAAUGUGAAUUUGCUGUUGGAAGUGGAUUUGCCUAGGAUGGCUGAAGCGGCAAAUUUUUGUCUUCUUUUAAUUUCUUGCCAAAGGUCGAUAUAAUGAUUUCCCUUAAAAUUGUGUGGUUUACCAUAUGUUUACGAAGAGAGGAGAAAUGGCAGAUUCACUUUAAAGUAUUGCAUUAUUUCUGCCAUACAUUUCUCGUGUAAGAAAGAAAAAGUUAUGCUAGCACAAGUAAUAUUUGCAAAGUAAUAUCCAGUGUGGAAAUGUAACUUCAAUUUUGAAAUAGUCUUGUGAUUAUUGAAGUGUUGCUUGAGCUCCCAUUCUAUCUGUGCAGUUUAGGCAUUCUACAGUUGCUUAAUUUACAUGAAGUAUUUAUACGUCUUUAUAUUAGAAGUACAUUUUUAAAAAUGUACUUAUAACUUGCUCACUACCCAAAAAAAGUAUUUUCCUGGGUGCUUUAAUGUGAAAUUCAACAGGUAAUAAUCUAAAGCAUGACUGUUGCAGUACUGUCUGAGAUAGAUAGGAUCUCUUUUUUUCCCAUAAAUGUCAGUAGUGAUGCAUUACUGAGAAACUCAGAAUUAAAUUCCGAAGUCAAACUUGCAGGUCUUUAAUUCUAAAUGUGAUGGUGUCAAAUCCUGUGACAGCAGAGUAAAUACACACGUCUGGAUUUGUCAACAGUGAAACUGUGUCUAUGGUGAACUGGGGCCUUAUAGAAACCCCCACAGCCUGAUAACAUGCAGAGAUAAGGUGUUCUGUACAAAAAAUAGACCAGCUCGUUCUAAGUUUCCCACUCUCCCUCCCCAUGUAUUUUCUUCAGUUGAAUAUAGUUUUGUUUUGCAGUAGCAUCAAGUAACUUUAAUAACGGAAGCCACAAAGGUGACUUUGCAAGUAGCUUUUUGACAAAUUUUUCUAGAUAAGCACACACUUCUCUUCCUAAAAGUUGUGCAAAUGUUAUACAUUAACUUCAGAAUCGGUCAUUUGUUGCGGGAAGAUAAACUAUCUACCCUUGUGUGAUAGCUCUCAAAGUACAUAGAAUUCCACAAAAUACAAAGCAGCUUCUGCUGCAACAAGAACUAAGGUCCCAGUUCCUCUAUUUGCUAGACAUCAGCAAGGGUGUCAUGCGGGAUGCGUGGGUGGAAGUGAUUUCUAGAGGGGGAUCCUUAGGUCGGGCAUCGCACCAUGCGGGAGGUCAGAGGGCUCACGGCUCCCUCACUGCUCUCAGGCAGAGGCGGGUUUUGAUGCUCAGGAGUUGUUGGGGUUUUGGGGAUGGAGCUAUUCUAACAAAAUGAGAAUAAAAUGUAGCAAAGCCAUCAAAUUGCUCACAUUAAUUAUGGGACAGUACUAACAUUUUACAUACUUCCUUCAUGAACUUCACAGUUUCACUAGAGUUAGUAUUAACCACUUUAACACACAUUUUGCUGAAAGCAUGCACACACCUUUGCUGCUAAGUAGUGCCCUAAUUAUUAUUUGUUACAAUUAAGAGGAGGAAAUACACUAUAACAUUUUUAGAGUUUUCACUCAUGCUAAUGGAAGUUUGUUACUUUAUUUUUAUAUAUAUAAAUACACAGGUACAAAAAUAUAAGCAGCAGCAGCAUCGAAGCUGAAAUAGAUCUUGAAAAUGACAGAUACUGCCUCGGUCAAGUAGAUUACACAUGAAGAGUGCGUUAAGGCUCUUCCUUGGUUACUACUGACAUGCCUGUAUGCCAGUCUUGGAUUCUUGUAAUUGUCAAAGAGUUCUUUUUAAAAUACUGUAUGCAACAUAGCUGAAAGAUUUGUCACAAAGGUACUCUUCAAUCAUGGUCUGGAGAACUGGUUUUUAAGGUGGAUUUUUUAUCAAAACAUAGCAAAACGGAUCAUACAAAUACCAAAUGAAAUUAUCAAUUUGUAAGCCGCUGUUUAUGGUUUGUUAAUACAUUUUGUUGCCUUCACUACACAGUUUGAGAAAUGUUGGCACCACACAUGCCCUGUGCUGUGCCUUUAUUUGUUGUUUAUCUUCUAACUGCCUAAGCUACAUUCUUCUGUAUGUAUUUAAAACAUUGUGUGGCACUUUAUUUAUUUCAGUCCCACAGAUGCACUUAAGAUUUUGUGUGUUUAAAGUACGUUCUACAGGCCUCUGUGUAAAAUACCAUACUGGGGACACUGAAACAACUUACGUGUGAAGAGUUCUCGGCGUACGUAAAGGCGGUGGUUGUUUCAGUAGGCAAAAGACAGCUGAAUUCCUAAUGUUUGUUUUGAAAUGAAACAAUAAAUUCUAAGAUGCA